AUGGAAUUUUCUCAUCAGAAAUCAUCAUUAUGCAAUUGUGUUGUUAAUUUUCUAUUAGAAGAGAAUUAUAUUCUAACUGCUUUUGAACUUCUUCAUGAACUUCUUGAUGAUGGACGAACCAAUCAAGCCAUUCGUCUUCAACAAUACUUUUCUGAUCCUUCUAGAUUUCCUUCUAAUCAAAUCUCUCGUUUCAAUUCCCUCUCAUUGGCGGAUCCUCAAACACUGCAACAAAACAAAGAAGAAGCUGAAGAUAAGUUAGUGAUGACAGAUUACGAACUGCGUUUGGCACAAGAAGACAUUACAAAACUGAAAGCCGAAUUGCAAACCAAAACAGAAUAUAGUACUAUUGAUGAUGCAACUACGAAGUCAAGUGGAGAUGUUUCGGUGAACAAUGGUGGUGGUGAGUUACAAACUCAACAACAAAAAGGGAAUAACCAUAGUCCAGUCGCUGCUUUGGGUCCAGUGAAGGAAAAUGAGCGUCGAGACCUCAAUUGUGCUGUUAAGGAAUAUUUGCUUAUAGCUGGUUAUCGACUCACUGCAAUGACAUUUUAUGAAGAAGUUACAGACCAGAACUUGGACAUUCGGCAUAAUACAAAUGCAUUAGUACCAGAUGCCUUGCGUCAUUAUUAUUAUCACUAUCUUUCAUCAACUUCACAGGCUUCUGAGGAAAAAAUUGCCCAAGUUCGAGAAAUUGAAGCAUUGCUGAAGGAAACUCAGAGCCUGAAUGAAGAAAAGGAGAGCUUGUCGAAGGACAAAGAUUUCACAGACGGUCAAAUAAGAGCAUUAACUAAAUCCUUGGGUGCACUUCAAGAAGAUCUUAAGCAGAAAGAGAACACGGUUCAAGUGUUAAAGAAGUCUUUGGAGAAUCAAAGAAAGGAACUCCAUGACUGUAGAGUUCAGAUCAGGAAUCUGAAAAAGCACAAUGAAGGGUUUGGUUCUGGAAAUAGUCUGGUUGUUGGUGAUGUUGAUAAUGUUCUGCCCGAGUCUUUAGAUAAGUACAAGGAAGAAAUUAAUAAAUUACAAAUGGAAGUUGAACGGUUGAAGGAAAAGAAUAGAGGAGCUGCACAACAUAGAAAUUUUAGCAUUUCUGAAAAUGAACUUUUGCAGACGGAAGACAAAUUUAUUGAGAUGCAUGAGGACAAAGGUGCAACCUCUCAUUCCGUUGACGAGGCAUUAGAUGUUGUACAUGAUGAAGAAGCACAUUCUCCUGCUCUUCAAACUCUUGAUGAGUUUGCUGAUAAACACACAAACUCACUACUAGAUUUAUUUAACCCUGUACAUACAAACACUACUUUUGAAAAUAUUGAAAAUGUCUCUGAACAAAAUGGUGGCAAGCAAGAUGGUGAUAACAAGGAAGCAAUAUUUGAGAAGAUGGGAUUAGGAACCAUUCAGAUAUUGGCAGAUGCUUUGCCUAAAAUUGUUCCUUAUGUUCUCAUCAACCAUCGCGAGGAGCUCCUUCCUCUAAUGAUGUGUGCAAUUGAGUACCACCCUGAUAGUAGGACUCGAGAUUCUUUGACCCACACAUUAUUUAACUUAAUAAAGCGUCCUGAUGAGCAACAAAGAUGGAUAAUUAUGGAUGCAUGUGUCAGCCUUGCGAAGAAUGUUGGAGAGAUGAGAACAGAAACUGAAUUGCUUCCUCAGUGUUGGGAACAAAUAAAUCACAUGUACGAGGAACGUAGACUGCUUGUUGCUCAAUCAUGUGGAGAGCUUGCAGAAUUUGUACGCCCUGAGAUUCGCGAUUCUCUUAUUUUAUCAAUUGUGCAACAACUAGUAGAAGAUUCUGCCACUAUUGUUCGAGAAGAUGCAGUUCAUAAUUUGGCUAAGCUGCUUCCACUUUUCCCAAACAUGGAUAAAUAUUUCAAGGUGGAGGAGCUAAUGUUCCAAUUGAUAUGUGAUCCCUCAGGAGUAGUGGUGGAAACUACUCUCAAGGAAUUGGUUCCGGCAGUUAUAAAGUGGGGAAACAAAUUAGACCAUGUUUUAGUUGUUUCACUCUCUCAUAUUGUCAGCUCUGCUCAGCGUUGUCCAACUCUUUCUGUAGUUGAAGGGCGUUUAGAGUCACAUCUACAUGUGUUGGGGGAAAGAGAGCGCUGGAAUAUAGAUGUUUUAUUGAGAAUGCUAGUUGAGUUGCUUUCUUUGGUGCACCAAAGAGCAAUUGAAACAUGCCCCUUCUUGUCCAACUUCGGAACUACAAAUUUUGUAUUAUCUACCACAUUGCUUGAAUUGUAUGCAAGGGAAAAUGUUGAAUGGAAUGAAUUUGAAUGGAUGCAUGUUGAGUGCUUUCCUAAAUUGAUACAACUGGCUUGCUUGUUACCAUGGAAAGAAGACAAUUUGCGAAGCCGAAUUUCAAAGUUUCUGUUAUCAGUUUCUGAAAGGUUUGGGGAUACCUAUGUUAAAUGCAUAAUGCUCCCUGUAUUUUUAACAGCAGUUGGGGAUGAUGCCGAUUUGUCAUUUUUUCCUAAGGCCAUUCAUUUGAGAAUUAAAGGUUUGAGACCAAGAUCUUCUAUUGCUGAAAGGCUAUCUGCAUCAUGUGUCCUACCACUUCUGUUAGCUGGUGUUUUGGGAGGGCCUCGAAAACGCAAAGAAUUAAUAGAUUACUCGAGAAAGCUGCUACUAGAAGACAAUUCCAAGGAAAAUCCAUCAACCAAGCACACACCUGAAAUUGUUAACGCUAUCCGUUUCAUCUGCAUAUAUGAAGAAAACCAUGGUAUGAUAUUUGAUAUACUGUGGGAAAUGGUUGUUAGCUCUAACGUGAGCAUGAAAGUAACUGCUGCUAAACUUCUGAAAGCUCUUGUGCCAUAUAUUGAUGUAAAGGUUGCCUCAACUAAUGCUUUGCCUGCCUUAGUUACUCUUGGAUCUGAACAAAACCUUGAUGUGAAGUGCGCUAGCAUUGAUGCUUUUGGUGCCGUCGCUCAACACUUCAGAAAUGAAAUGAUAAUUGACAAGAUACGUGUUCAAAUGGGUGCUUUUCUUGAAGAUGGAUCCCAUGAAGCUAUGAUUGCUGUCAUUCAUGCGUUGGUGGUUGCAGUACCUCAUACAACAGAACAACUUAGAGAUUAUCUAUUGUCCAAGAUUACUCAACUUACAGCCGUGCCAAUUACUACUUCAGCUGAUUUGAAGCCUCGACAAGAAAGAGCUAAUGCUUUUUGUGAGGCAAUCCGUGCUCUGGAUGCUACAGAUCUUUCUGCAAACAGUGUUAGAGACUACCUCCUGCCUGCUAUACAAAAUCUUUUAAAGGACUUGGAUGCCCUGGAUCCAGCACAUAAAGAAGCUCUUGACAUUAUCAUGAAGGAAAGAUCAGGGACAGGUUACAAGGUUGGGAUUGCAGGGUCAAUGAGCAACUUCUUUGGUGACGGUGGCUUGCGUGGGAAGAAAGACAUUACAGAAUCACCAUCAGAAAGAAUUGUGUCCCCCAAGGGUAGUGCGUCACAAUCACCACCGGCAGAGGACACUAGAUUUAGGCGCAUUAUGCUGGGACAUUUCAGUGACAUACUUCGUGGCAAGGGAAAAACACCAGAGGAAACUCAGAACUAAUAUGAAGCAUUUUGGCCUUGUAAUUACACGCAAAAUAUUGAAAAAACUUAACCCCUUAAAUACAUGUCCAGA
Messenger RNA from Medicago truncatula (barrel medic), 3603 nucleotides. RefSeq names its product RAB11-binding protein RELCH homolog. The coding region runs from base 1 to 3531 and encodes 1176 amino acids. Gene Ontology annotation, biological process: intracellular cholesterol transport. The transcript is spliced from 19 exons. The record is from RefSeq and is a predicted model, not a curated record. Gene Ontology annotation, cellular component: trans-Golgi network; recycling endosome. Gene Ontology annotation, molecular function: protein binding. Lineage: Eukaryota; Viridiplantae; Streptophyta; Magnoliopsida; Fabales; Fabaceae.